AUGGCCAUCGCCACGAAGCGCAAGGCCCAGGAUACCGGUCCACUUCCAGUCCCCAAAAAGACCACAAAGGUCCAAAAGACCUACCGCGCCAACACCACAGCCAAGCGGGCCACCACACCAACCACCAAGUCCAGCACCAGCACAACCACAACCGCAAAAGACAUGCAGCCCCAGCUAGACCGCAUAGCAGCAAGCGCCCAGACCCCCUUCCAGAAGCGCGUCCUGUCGCUGCUCUGCCAGGUGCCCCGCGGCCACGUGACGACGUACGCGCUCAUGGCGCGGCACCUGGGCUCGUCGCCGCGCGCCGUCGGCAACGCGAUGCGCCGCAACCCGUUCGCGCCCGAGGUGCCGUGCCACCGGUGCGUCGCAACGGGCGGCGGGCUGGGCGGGUUCAAGGGCCAGUGGCCGCGGGACGGGGAGGGCAUCACGCUUGACGAGAAGAAGGGGCUGCUGCGCGGGGAGGGCGUGCGGAUGGAUGAUGGGGGCAGGGUGCUGGGGACGCCUUUUGGGGGCUUUGUGUGA
Messenger RNA from Diaporthe citri, 522 nucleotides. RefSeq lists its product as uncharacterized. Lineage: Eukaryota; Fungi; Ascomycota; Sordariomycetes; Diaporthales; Diaporthaceae. The coding region runs from base 1 to 522 and encodes 173 amino acids. Gene Ontology annotation, molecular function: catalytic activity. Gene Ontology annotation, biological process: DNA repair. The transcript has a single exon. The record is from RefSeq and is a predicted model, not a curated record.